Messenger RNA from Mizuhopecten yessoensis (Yesso scallop), 1759 nucleotides. RefSeq names its product COP9 signalosome complex subunit 4-like. The transcript is spliced from 11 exons. NCBI's taxonomy places the organism in Eukaryota, Metazoa, Mollusca, Bivalvia, Pectinida, Pectinidae. The record is from RefSeq and is a predicted model, not a curated record. The coding region runs from base 26 to 1255 and encodes 409 amino acids. Gene Ontology annotation, cellular component: cytosol; COP9 signalosome.
AUUGUGGGAAAAUUCCUGUAUCAAAAUGGCGACUUCCAUUCGUCAACAACUUUCGCAGCUUGCAAGCCUUUCACAUUCAGGUGGAUCUCACAAAGAAGUAACAGAAAAAUACAGAGGGAUAUUGGAAACGAUAUUAAAAACAGGUGGCAGUGACCUAGUUCCAUGUCUUCAGGCUUUUGUGGAGGCUUUGGUCAACGAGAAUGUGAGUCUGGUGAUAUCGCGUCAGCUGCUGUCUGACUUCUGCAGCCACUUAUCCAAGCUGAGUGACCCUCUGGCCAAACAAGUGGCCCAUUUUACACUGGAGAAGGUCCACACACGAGUCAUCUCAUUUGAGGAGCAGGUGGCGGCCAUUAGACAGCACCUGGCAGACAUUUAUGAGCGGGAGUUGUCAUGGCGAGAGGCCGCCAAUGUGUUGGUGGGGAUUCCCCUGGAGACGGGACAGAAGCAAUAUGCUACGGACUACAAAUUGGAAACAUACCUGAAGAUAGCUAGACUUUACCUGGAGGACGAGGACCCCGUUCAGGCGGAGGCUUACAUAAACAGAGCCUCACUCCUACAGGCCGAUACUAAGAACGAGGAACUACAGAUACACUACAAGGCCUGUUAUGCCCGUGUGCUGGAUUACCGCCGUAAAUUUAUCGAAGCAGCUGUGAGAUACAACGAGCUGUCAUUCCGCACCCUGAUAGCCGAGGAUGAGAGACUCACCUCACUGAAAAAUGCACUAAUCUGUACAAUUCUAGCGUCAGCAGGACAGCAAAGAUCGCGAAUGUUAGCUACAUUAUUUAAAGACGAACGAUGCCAACAGUUACCAGCCUACCACAUACUAGAAAAAAUGUACUUGGACAGAAUAAUCCGAAGUAGUGAUUUACAAGAAUUUGCGUCUUACUUACAAUCUCACCAGAAGGCUGUAACCAGUGAUGGAUCAACGAUUUUAGACCGAGCUGUGAUUGAACACAACCUUUUGUCGGCCAGUAAGCUGUACAACAAUAUAUCUUUCGGUGAACUUGGAUCGCUCUUGGAAAUUCCCUCGACUAAGGCAGAAAAGAUUGCUUCCCAGAUGAUAACCGAGGAGAGAAUGAACGGAUGUAUAGAUCAGAUUGACUCCAUUGUACAUUUUGAAGACCGUGAGGCACUACCCACAUGGGAUAAGCAGAUUCAGAGUCUGUGUUUCCAAGUCAACCAGAUCAUAGAGAAAAUCGACCAAACAGCACCCGACUGGAUGGUCAAGUUCAUGGAGUCACAAAUGGCGCAGUAACCAUAUCGAUAACAGACAAGAUUAAAAUUAUAUUUCAAUGGAACCUUGGUAUUUGUGAAAUACUUAAAAGAUCCCAAUAUGCUUGUGCUGUAAGGGAUAUUUACACUAGGGAAAGUACAUUUUACGUGAAGGUCAUGACCUGGUAGUGUGUUGCUAUGGUUACUGAAAGUUGUUUAAUGCCUAGAUGAUAUUGUUCCUACUGCACAAGUGCAAUAAAAAAACAAUACAGAUCAAUAGUGCUAUUACGAAGACUGUGGAUAAAAGUUUUAGACAAGGUAUUGCUCUUUACCUGUGAAGGAUGUUUUUGCAGGCAGGUGACAAAGAAUAUGUAAAAAGACCCAUUCAUUGGAUUUCCAGGGAAAAUGACAAGAAAGUCAGUGGAUUAUGUUGAACACCUGAAUUAAAAACUUUGUUUAAAUUCCAUCAUGUAUGUUUGCCUGUGUGAAUAAAAAUAUUCCUCGGUGCAUCAACCUGUAUUUACUACAUUAAAAAUGUAUCAAUUUA